Molecule: messenger RNA, 2397 nt
Organism: Aspergillus chevalieri
Lineage: Eukaryota; Fungi; Ascomycota; Eurotiomycetes; Eurotiales; Aspergillaceae
Exons: 2
Coding region: 1-2397 (798 amino acids)
Source: RefSeq, a predicted model, not a curated record
AUGGACCUCUUCCUCUACAACGACACCCAUCGCCUGUGGAUCUGUGGUCCCUGUGGAUUCGCCGUGCGGCCCGCCCAUCUCGCCGCCCACCUGGCCAACCGCCAUCCCAAGCAUCCCUCCGCGGCCACCCCGGCCCUCCGCCGGGCCGCCUGUGCCCUGAUGCUCAAGCGGCCCUGCUGGGACCCCGCGCGGGAGCCUGACCGUCCGGUCCCGCCGCCCCCGGCCCCGGGGAGUCCACCGGUCCCGGGGCUCCCCGUCCACCCGGGCUAUCGCUGCCCCCACCCCGACUGUGCCUACAUCGUGUGCAAUCCUGAGAGCCUCCUGCGGCACCGGACCCGGAUCCAUGCGGACCGUCGACCCCGGGGCCGACAGCCCCCGGCCAGCCAGGUGUCCCCGCUGCCCCCGUAUCGGACCGUCAGCUGUCAGCGCUUCUUCCCAUCCGGUGCCGGCAGCGGUUUCUUCCAGGUCACCCCACCCGCGCACACGGAGCGGGCCCGCCAGGCAGCCACCAUGGGUGAGGUGGAGUUCAUCCGGAGGCAGGUGGCCGGGGCCCUCGCCGAGGACGCGGCGGCGGCGGAGGCCGGGGCCCAGCGGGUGCCGGACCCGGAUGCCAAAGCGCCCACCGAGAUAUCCCCCUGGCUGGAGCUCACCCGGUGGCCCGAGUUCCUGCAUGGGCAUGCCUUCACAGCGGUGGCCCCGCUGGCUGCGCCACCAGAUCCCACGGCUGAGCCCCUUCUGACAGUGUUCAGCGCCAGCGUCGAGCGGCUGAUCGAGGCGGCCUACCAGUCCAUCAAGACGCGGCGGAUCAACGAGUUUGACCAGAUCCGAAUCAACAGCUUCCUGCAACGGCCACGGGUGUGGGACCGGCCCAUCCUGAUCCAGCUCCGGCCCUCCACCUACCGGGCCUACCGGCAGGUCUGGCAGCGGCUGAUCUGCUUCGCCUACCGCACCAGCCGCCCCAAUGCAGCCGUGCAGCUCGGCCACCAGCUCACCACUGCACAGCUGGCGGCCCUGGACCGGAUGGAGACGGCGGCAGCGGAGCUGCUGUCAUUGCCCUCGCCACCACUCUGCACACCCGGGCCCGGGGCGGCGGAUCAUCCACCAUGGACCACAGGAGGGGGCCCAUGGGUCGUCAUCCAGACGCCCCGUGGGGGGGAUCGGGAUCGGGACCCGGAGGGGGACCGGAGGACCGAGCGGCGCCAUGCAGCAUAUGAGCAACUGGACCAUGCCUGCCUGGACCUGUCCAUCGCGCUGCUGGACCACCCACUGAAAGGGGAUCUCUUUGAGAGUGCGGUGGUGGCCUUCCUGGCAGUGUUGGGGGUGGAUGUGGAGAAACAGACCUUCCGGGACCCCUACGCGUUCACCAGCUCCCUGUCCGGGCUGAUCAAGAUGGCCCAGAUGCUGGUGGCGCAGCGCGCGGUGCAGAUGGCGGACCAUGGUCAGGUUGAGCACCCGGCAGAUGCCCUGGAGGCCAUGCGGGAGCGGUUCCUCCUCCCGGGGGUGGCUGCCCCCUUCAACUGGCUCACACGGCUGCGCACGUUUGGCAAGCGCAUCCAGAACACCACCACCAGUCUGGGAUAUAUCUACUGGAGCGAUGACCAGCAGACCCUGAGCUACAAGGAACUGCACCUGACCAUGGCGGGCCUGCGGGGCUUCGUGCGCACCCAGGUGGAGCUGGCCCAGCUGGAGCUGGAGGGGCUGUUCCUGCUGCAUGAGGAGGAGACCCGGGAGGCGGUGGUGCCGCGCCUGGCCCUGGUGGAGCUGGCAGACGACCCGACCAACAACCGGCGUGGAUGGAACUUCCUGCAGGACCACCGCACCCGUGCAGCGCUGCCCACCACAGGAGAGCAAUGGCUGAUGGACCGGGUGGUGGCCACCGACUGGCUGCGGGCUGAGUGGGUGGGGGUGCGGCCGCAUGACCACCAGGUGAUGUGGCACACCACCGUGGUGGAUGCCUACCUGGGACAGGUGGACCAGUUCCUGGAGCGGCUGCUCCUGCUGAUGCACCUGACUGCUGGGCAGCCGGCGCGGGCCACUGAGCUGCUGGGGAUCCGACACAGCAACACUGUGUGUGGCCAGCAUCGCAAUCUCUUCAUCGAGCAUGGGGUGGUCAGUCUGGUGACGGCAUACCACAAGGGAUACAGCAUGACAGGGUCCACCAAGAUCAUCCAUCGCUACCUCCCGGCGGAGGUCAGUGAGCUUGUGGUGUACUAUCUAUGGCUGAUCCUGCCCUUUGCACGGGCAGUGCAGGCCCUGGCCCAUGGCACCCGGCAGGCACGCUCCCCCUUCCUGUGGCCACGGGGCCCCAAUCUGGCAGCGGGGGCAUGGGACAGUGGCCGGCUGCGGGGGUGCUCCAGCGUGAGGCCCACAUACAUCUGCAGACCAAGCUCAAUGUGA